Silurus meridionalis is the source of this 4117-nucleotide messenger RNA. It is a transcript of the gene arhgap11a, whose product is annotated as Rho GTPase activating protein 11A. The record is from RefSeq and is a predicted model, not a curated record. Gene Ontology annotation, biological process: signal transduction. NCBI's taxonomy places the organism in Eukaryota, Metazoa, Chordata, Actinopteri, Siluriformes, Siluridae.
UCUUGGGGCUGAGCGCUGCCGUUUGAAACGCGUCCACAAAGGAAGUAGUCAGAGAGCUAACCAGUGGUGGGUUAGGACAAGAGAGUGAAAAAACACAAUAAUUUAAUGUUGCUUAAGUAUAAAAGACGGUUAUGAUUCUGGUUAGAAGCAAAUGCAGUCGUUGGGACUUCAAAAUGUUGAACAGGUAGGCCGGCUGAUCAGCUAAAAGCGCUCAUAGAGACUGUACAGGAGCAGCACAGUGAACGUGUUUGAAACAGCCAAGAGCAGGUAUCGGCGCUUUUCCAGGUGAUUGGCUACGCGUUUAUGUUCACACAGUGAACGACGAGUGUAAAAAUCGCUGUAUUAGUCGAUAAAACGCAUUUGCUUUUGCAUUUGAAGCUCCUGCUUUUAAUGAACAGUCCUGCAAUGGAGUGAGGCUGGAGAAGUCUAACUCGCGUCGCGUAGUGGAGCUGAUCUCUGCGUUUGCAUUCAGUUGUAUUCUUGUUUGCGACGAGUCGGUGUGUUAAACUUAGUCAUAAUAAUAGUAAGAUUCAAGAAGAAGCGAUAUGAAGACCGCCGAAAACAAUCUGAUGCGUCUGGCAGCCGUGCAGCACCUUCGAAAAACCUUCGGCAUCAAGACGAAGAACUGGAACAAAUGCAAAAGCAGCAAGGCCACGCCAGGCAACACGGCAAAGGUCUUUGGGGUGGCUUUGGAGAGUUUACCACAUUGUCAUGUGCUUGACUAUGGAGACUUACCAUGCUUCCUCGUGGAUGCUUGUACAUGCCUCCUGGGGCAUUUGGACACAGAGGGCCUGUUUAGAAAAUCUGGUUCUAUUGUUCGAGUGAAGGCACUAAGGGUAAAGUUGGAUCAGGCAGAAGAGUGCCUGUCCAGCGCACUACCUUCAGACAUAGCUGGACUCCUGAAGCAGUUCUUCAGGGAGCUGCCUGAGCCUCUUCUGAGCGCAGACCUACAAAGCAGCUUUCUAAAAGCCCAGGAGCUGCCCACUUCAGAGAAGAGGACUUCAGCAAUCCUGCUGUCCUGUGUGUUGAUGCAUGAGAAUUUAAACACACUGCGCUACUUCUGCAGCUUCCUGAAAAGGGUUUCUCAGAGAUCUGCUGAAAACAAGAUGGACAGCAGCAAUCUUUCUGUUAUUUUCGCCCCAAACCUUUUUCAUUGGGGUGAGGGAACAGAGAAAGUGAAUGCUAACACAGAGAAAAGACUAAAGCUUCAAGCUGCUGUUGUGCACUGCCUCAUUGAUAAUGCUGAGGAUCUAGGUGUGGUGCCAGACUUUAUUUUGGCCAACGUUCCAGCCAUGCUAGGUGGUGAAUCUGGAGUGUCUUCCCCUUCAGAUGCUGUAGAGCAAGGAAGCACACCAUCAGGUGUAAAGAGGUGCAGGCGAAGUUUUGGAGAUAUGGUAAAUGGAGCUCUGACUAAGUUAAAAAGUAAUAGAACCCCUUCAGAUACACCUCAGCCUGAAGGAACAGUCAUUUCCUCUGGUACCCCUGUUAUUGGAACCCCAAAGCGCAAACUGACUCUAGAGCAAGAACAUAGUUGUGGACUCUCUAACAAGAAGCGCAGGUCUAUCAAGAACCUCGGACUGGAACUUCUACCAAAUGCCUUUUUUGGAGGAAACUUCACACCUGGAUCAGUCCACAGUGCCUCGGGAACCUUGGAUUCAUGUGGCUCGCCCUCAGUCAGUAAAAAUAGCCGUCUGACUGCCAGCUCUGCAAGAAGAAAGAGCAGGAGACUGAACCAGAGAAACCUUAUUAACAGAGCUGAGUCAGGAAAAGCUGGUUGCUUUUCUCCAAGGGUGGCCAAGAAAGAGAGUAUGAGAAAGUCCUUGCGUCUGCGCUUCAGCCUCGGGAAAACCAACCGAGAUUGUAGUGUCAUUUCAAAUUCUCAACCGGUGCCAAAAGGGUCAGAGGUCAUUGGCUGGCGCCUAGCGACACAAGAGAGCGUCACCGCUUUUCACUUCAAAGACGGUGCAUUUAGCCCAGCUGUACUGGCAAACAGUGCUACAGAAGGAACCAAAUACCAAUUCGGUGAACCUGAGCACAACCUACUGACCCCUUGUAAGGUGAAAGAGCCCGGGACGUCCUGGAGCAGGGAAACCCUAGAUGAAAUCACAGAACAUUCUUUCUCUGAUACACCAAUGAAAGAGUAUCUCAGCUACCGCUCUGGACCAACCAUAGUCAUCAGCAAACCAGCCAUAAGCAGCAGCAUUCCAAAGAGCCUCUGCUGUGUUACUAGAGCUGAGAGCUUGACUAGUUCAGAUUCUUCCCAAGAGGACUGCUCUCAGUCAGCUCCUAGUCUUCAGGAAGUCGGGGAAGCUCUCGUUGUAUCUGACAGCAAGUGUCAUACUAGUGACGAAGAGAAAACGGGGGAUACUUCUGUUGCGAAAGAUACCCCUGAUUCUUUAUGUUCCUCUUCACUUUUACAAAAUUCAGGUGAACUAAAGAAUAAUGUUGAAACACCACAGAAAGUUCUAAAGGAGAAUGAUUAUAAUAUCUCUUUUGGACAAAUCGAACUCGUUCCAUUGUCUCCUCUGCACAUAAACAGUACACUGUUUGAAUCUGCAGAUAGUUCAGUUUUAGUCAAAGAUGCUCACAAGGCCUCAGUAAGUGAUGACAAUGAGAGUGGUUUCCUGUUUAGAGACAAUUCAGCAGCUCCUGCAGACUGCAGCCAGCUGAUUGAUGCCCUGGACAUCCAAAGCCCUGUUGCUUUCAGGCUAAACAGCUUACUCACAGUUCAGUCUACACCAUUUUCGGAACGAGAGCAAACCGGAGUGCAAACUGAGGAGCUCAAUAAAUUGAAUUCUGAGAAGGCCAAACAGCCGCUUUUGUUAGAAAAAAAUUCCUGGUCUUUAAGUCAGCAUACAGACACGCUUGGUCCAAAGGCAUCACGUCAGAUGAGAGUGGCUGAUCAUGUCCAGCGUUUCAACAAGCUGACUAUCAAUUCGCCCAAUGUCAAAACUCGUUCUCCUUUGAAGUUCCAAAGGACACCGGUACAGCUGUCAGUCCAGAGGUUCAACUCCCUGGUUCAGAGGAAAGACUCGAGGUAUGGGUGGUGCACAAGAAGUCAAGGAUCCUCAAUUAAUAAAGCAGUUAGUUUAGAUGGAGGUAAUUUCCAGGAAAUUCAACAACCUCCUCAACCUGUCAUGGUCUGCUGCACACUGCCUAGUAAUAACAUCUCUUCAAAGCCAAAGCUCCCAGAGUCUCCCCAAAAGUCAUCCAACAGUAAGCAUUGUGUUUUGGGUGACGUAACCAAUAAAGUGGACCCCAAGGCUAAGAACACCAGAACAGCCCAAAAAUGUCCUGCAUCUGAAUCUGUUAAGUCUGUCUUGCUUCAAGCAGAGGAGAAAGGUUACCGAGGUUCACCCAAGAACCCCCUUACACACGGCGCACUUCUCACUGCUACGAAGCCAAUAGAUCUAUAAAAUGACGAGUCAUUUCAACUUAUUGCUUUACAAUUCUAUUUCAGGGGUCUUAAUUUAUUUCUUAUGAAAUUUGAUUUGGGGCGAUACUUAUUUUUUAGUUGUGUGUGUGUGUGUGUGUGUGUGUGUGUGUGUGUGUAUAUUUCAUUUAGUUCAGCCAUGACAUUUUUUGUCAUGGGCCAGAAUGUGAAAAAUGUGAUCAAUAUUCAGGGCUUUAAUACUGCUGCAUCUUCUAUACACCCAAAAAAGACAGUUAAAAAAAAAAAAAAUCGGUCUGAACAUUUUUUUUUUUUUUUUUUUUUUUAUAUAUAAAUUUAGCAAAAUCUAAUUUUUAAUGUGUAAAGGCAGAGGGUUGAGUAACACCCUUAAGAAAGUGAAGCAAGUGAAAGAUUGAACGUAGGAGGUAAAAGUGUAAAGUGAGAGGAUAAAGAGUUGCUGUAUGCAUUUUACAUGGUUCUGUAUGUGACCUGGAUGGAAGGAUUUUGACUGUGGUCCUGUUGGAGUUUUAUUUAUUUACUUUUUUUAUUUCAAAUGUUAUGGUUAAAGUCUUAAACAGUGAUUUUCAUGUGAGUGGUAAAAAAAAAUAUUGUUGUGUGUCAAGAUUGCUUUUCAUGAAUAGAACAAUUCAAAAUGUUCUUAAUCUGUUAUGUAUAAUGCUUAUGUCAUGUAGCUUUGUAUAGGCAUAAAAAGCCAUUACAAACCAA